CCGCCAACAGCGCGAUACUUCCGUCCGCCCGAGAAGUAGGAACAUCCGCGGAGCGGCAUCGCGAUAAGCGGCAAGGCAUAAAGCGGCCCGCCCGGCCCGUGCCCGGCCAUUCCAGUGCCUACCAUGGGCUGUGAGCAGAGCCAGCAGAGCGUCGGACACCCCGCCUUGGAUAAGGACACGCUAGGAGCUCAAAUGUUCAUUAAACGAAAUCGCAUCCACCCACAGGACACGCUCCACACCUGCCUGUUUUGUGAAAAAGAUCGGAUUAACCAGCAGAUGAAGCCCGGACAGGAGAAGAGCCUCCGGCCGGAGACCCCGACACACACGGCUCAGGACGAGGCGGUCAGCGACGAGUCAUCGGUGGAGCUGUCCGACAUGGAUGAGCGGACCGAGCCAGAGGACCAGCUGGACAAGAUGACGGCCUCCAGCCCCGAAAGACCCUCCAGGGGGCUCUGGCCUUUCGACGAGGACCCGUCCUCAGCAGCAGACGAGCUCUCCAGUGACGAGGCGGCCUCUCAAAGUUCCCCGGAGGCCGAGGACGACAGAGUGUCACCAAGCGUACAGAGCACAGGUGACCGGGAGCCCUCGAAGGGGGAGCAGUGCCUGCAGAACGAGGGCCGCACUGAGCCUGGGGGGCAGACACGUAUGGAUGCCUUUGCAUGCCCGGCGUUACCCCAGAUGGACACGAGCGCCCCGGUCCGUGACACCUGUGGUGUCACAUCAGAGGAGGCAGGGUCACCGAGAACGGAGCACUUUGGAGGUGAGCCGCAGGUCUGGCUGGCCGGGCCCACCAUGAAGGCGGAGGAGGAGGAUGAGGAGGAAGGUGGCCAGUCAAGACCCUCUGUGAAAGAGGAGGAGGAGAGACAAGGAGGUCCUGAAGAGCACAACUUGAUGAAGAAGGAGGAGGAUGAGGAGGAGGAGGAGGAAGAGGAGAAAGAGGAGGUGAAGGGAGCCUCCCCGAGCAGCGAGCACGACAGAGACAAAGGCCCAGGAGACAAGGAGCACACGUCCUGCACAAGACCCGGGCAAGACGAGGAAGAAGAUGAAGACGAGCAGGACCAGAGGUCACCCAUCGAAGAGGAGCCCGAGUCUCAGAAGGACAAAGUGACCUCACUCAGUCCUGAACCACAGGGACCGGCCAUAGGACAAGCGUCACAGUGUCUGGGACCCUCUGCCAGUGAAGACUUGCACACCGUAGACCCUUGGGACCUUUUAGAGGGCCACACGUCACCCAGAGAGGACCAAAGCGCAGCCCUGGACACACGCGGCGAAGACGGAGGAGAGCGUCCAGCGAGUGACACGGAGAUGGCAGAUGACCCCCUGAGGGGUGUCCAAGGCGACCUCCAGGCCUUCUCUGACCACAGCGAGUCCCCGAGCGACGAAGACAAAGACGACGACGAGGACGACCUCCUGCUGGACCAGCGGCCGCCCGCUCCCGGCCCCAGCCAGCAGAGGGAGCCCAGCCGGACCUCGUUUGCGCGCGGCGACUCGAUGGAGAUCAGGUCGAGCGCCUCUGCCGGACACCUGGACGAUGACAGCGAGGACGAGGACGAGGACGUGAGCGCGCCCGAAGAGGACGGCUCGCUGGAGCACAUCGAGCUGCUCAGGAGGAAGAGCGACAGGGGCGACCGGGGGGCCGGCGACGACUGGAAACACAAGCGCGUGCUGGACAUGCAGAGGAAGCUGCGCCUCGAGCGGGAGAGCAACCUGGCCGACCUCAAGAGCCUCGUGCAGAGCUGCAUCCUCAUGAAGAAGCGGCUCUCCCGAAAGAGGGUCUUCAUGGAGGUGGAGCGCGAGACGUGACGCGGCGCGCCCCCGAGUGCCGGACACGGACUGAACGCACACGCCGCGGGCCUCAGAUGGCACGCAAGUCUGCCCCAAGCCAGCCGACCUGAGGGACACGCUUCGUUGAAAGGCGCUGUAUGGGACUGGCUGCACACUCACACACACACACACACUCACACACACACACUCACACGUCAUUGAAUUUUAUAGCGCAGUGGCCGAUAGCGCCGCCCUGUCUGGCCCCUCACGGAGAGAACAAGUGUAAUAUAGCGCCUUUCCUACAAUCGCCAGGCUCCACUUGCAGACUCCCGACACAUCGGACCGCGCGAUCAGGCUUUAUAUAGCGCCUUUUAGGACAGCACAGGCACAUCCAUUGACGAAAGUUAAAGCAGCGAAGCAGGCGUUCAUUUGAAGCACGAACAGAAACGGACGAUGGUUUAUACAGCGCCUUUCACCGACACGCUACACGAGAGUUAGGUUAUAUAGCGCCUUGUGGCGAGGAGCUUGACAGGCUACCCUGUCGCCUUUCACAGACUACGCCAUCGGAUGAAGGAGCAGAAAAAGAAUAAAAACAAAGCUCUGGAAAUGACCCUCUAUCUUAUAUAGCGCCUUUUGUGGAAAGUGCUGUCCAGUGUAAGUUAACAAAGCAAACGUAUAUAGCGCCUUUCACAGCUCAUGUGAACACGAGGAAGGCUCUUGAUGGAAAACCAAGUGAGACUUCAGUCAGACUGUAGAAUAUAUAGCGCCUCCUGGUGGGCAACAAGACCAUAAAUGUUACAAGGCGAUCAGGCUUAUAUAGCGCCUUUCAUAGAUCACGCCAUCAGAAGGAUUAGAGGGCAAUCACAAGCAGUCUGUAUUCCAUAUAGCGCCUCCUGUCAAAAGUGCUGUCCGAUGGAGGUUACCAAAGCAGACGAGACUUUCCUUUAUGUAAUAUAGCGCCUUCCGCUAAGGGGCACAAAGAUAAAGAAAGAAAGGGAAUCCGUGCUCCGGUGAAGCCCAGUGCUGGGCUGGCCACCCAUCCCAGGUUCGUUCCUGCAAAGCUGUGAUGUGAAAGGGUGGACGGACAGACGGAUGAAUGAAUGAGUGGAUGGACAGGUGGGCGGCCGGACACACUUGCUGCUGCUGCACUGCACUGGCAGACUGGACGUGAGGUUGUUGAAGAGAAGAGCGCCAUCUGCUGUCAACACCACAAACCACCGCACGUGUGGACCUUCAAAUUCAGGACCCCCAGCCCACUCACCACAACGAGUGAGAAUUCCUGACACAAACGACUUGCAGAAAAGGUUCAGGCUGUCACUGUGGUGCGCCAUCUGCUGGACCGAGUCACCAAUUGGUCACCAUGAGGCAGUUGGAGGAGCGGUGGCAUUGAGAACAACCACUGAGCAAGCUGCAAGACGAGGAACGGCUUCUCAUUAGGGUAUAGCUGCUUAGGGUGGUCUGCCUCAGCUCUUCAGUCACCUCACCAAACAUCAGGACCGGCCUCAUCAAUGCAGAUCAUGGACUUGGGUAUCCCUGGCGCACACAGGCAUUAUAUAGCGCCUUUCACUCACAUGUAUACCACUACUGCGUCAUUAAGUGAAGCCCCUGGCUGUGAAAGGCGCUAUACAGAAUUAUGGUAAGGAUGUGUGUUGCUUAGGAGAGGUCACCGAUGGACUGUCUUGUGAUGUCAUACCCCAGUUCUCCUGAUCGCUGGACAGACCUCAUGUGGUGGACCCCUGGACAUUUGUGCCCCACGUCAUCGUCAGUCCGGACACUCCAAGCAGGCCGCAUGGCCAUUCGGUCCACUCGAGGCUCGAUGUUGAAGUCACUCUUUGCUGUAAGGAUUUGGUGACAGCAGGUGCUAUAAAAGGCGCUAUAUACGCCACGAUUGUAUGCCCACUGUAUAGAAUAGAAGAUUCCUUUGUUUCUUGUUGCUGGUCUUGUGCUCAUUUCUCACAAUAUGACAAGGCCUGCCUGAUUAUGCCGUACCACCCUAGUGAUGCUCGCUGUGCAAGGUGCUAUAUCAAUGAGUGCGUGACUGGGGGGGUUGGCAUACGGGCACUGCGUCUGUAUGGUCUUACCACGAAGCUCCACUUGCAGCACAUUCAGUGAUUUGGUGGCCGAGUCCGUGACGCCUCUCCUGGUGUCCUCGAGCUUUGGGUCAUUGAGUGACCAAAUGAGGGGCUUGUUCUGUUCACAUAGGCAGACUGGCAUGUUUGGUUCUACCUACCCAGCAGGGCAUCUAUCCUGCCUUGUGCAUUAACCAGGUAAAAAGGUGGGUGGGUGGACAGGGCCAUCUGCUCCACCUAACUGCGGUCUGGGGGACCGCCUUUCACAUCACAAUUGAGAGUCGAGGGUCACGAUGGUCCAAAACAACAAUCCACCAUCGAAUGGUCAAGCAGCAUGGUAUCGCCAGCCAGAAGCAUGGCAGCUCCUGAGCUGUAACCCCGCCGGGGACACCACAUCGAUGCGGCCCCUCAUCGGCCAAAUCCACGCGCGGCUCACAAUCUCUAAAGCUGCUCCCUAAAUGUGCAAAGUGCCCCUCACUUGGCAAAGUGCUCAAGUGAGGGGCAGAGCUGGCACCAAUCAUGGUCAUGAUGGUGAGCUAUAAAAUGGAAGGAUAAAGAUGUGUAGGCUCUGCAGGGGGCAUAGCGUAGAUGGCAGGACCCACAAUAAGCGCUCCUCCCAAAACUCACUCCUGGCGUCCCGCCCAAGGGUUGCUGUUCCUGACUUGCCAGUCAUGAGUACAACGAGAAGAAGUGGCUGUCGAGCUUCGCCUCCCCAAUCAGUUCAUGUGGAUGUCACAAUGCCACCUUAAAUACCAUCUGUGUGACGGUGCAAUGAGAUUACAGUUGUCAAGAAAUUCCAAAUCAAAUGGCGAUGUGAUGAUGUCACCUUCACACGUACAUCAGAAUGUCAAUGUCAUAAAAACACCUCCACAGACAAACACGCUGCCACCUUUCGACCAACGGGCACUAAAUGUUGGGACGAGGAGCUCCCCUCGGCUCCCUUAUUCACCUGCUGGUACCAAGAGCCCUCUGACCCCCUGGCCGCUCAUCGUCCCCUGCAACGUCAAACUGAUCAGGACACUCGGUCUGACUCCCGAUUGCCCACCAAGUUGUCCACCUCGUCCUACGUGCAACUGCGCUGAGCCUCAGGAGGAGCCAAAGUGUGACUGAAACUCCACGGAAGAACAGCAGAAAGGCGCUAUAUGAGUGGCCAGGGGUCCGUCCUGGACUCCCAUCUGUAAGUCGCCUGGACAGCUAAAUGAAUAAAGAGAUGUGAAGCGGAAUUGUGCACUGUGAUGCCUUCUGCUUUGGAGGUCGGUUGGCAUAAAAAGCUGGGCACAGAGGAGGCACGCAUGAUGUGCCUCCAGACUUGCACAGUUUCUCCUUCUCAACCCACUUAUUUCAGUGCAGGUUUGAAUGGUGCCAGAGCCCAUCAUGGCACUCUCUGGACAGGGUGCCAGUCUAUCACAGGGCAUACAAGUCAGGGAUCCAAGUGGCUUUG
This is a messenger RNA of Polypterus senegalus (gray bichir), 5274 nucleotides long. Its product is annotated as ABC transporter F family member 4-like. The record is from RefSeq and is a predicted model, not a curated record. NCBI's taxonomy places the organism in Eukaryota, Metazoa, Chordata, Cladistia, Polypteriformes, Polypteridae. The coding region runs from base 124 to 1803 and encodes 559 amino acids. The transcript is spliced from 4 exons.